Pipra filicauda (Wire-tailed manakin) is the source of this 6539-nucleotide messenger RNA. RefSeq names its product BCL2 apoptosis regulator (gene BCL2). NCBI's taxonomy places the organism in Eukaryota, Metazoa, Chordata, Aves, Passeriformes, Pipridae. The transcript has 2 exons. Gene Ontology annotation, biological process: extrinsic apoptotic signaling pathway in absence of ligand; intrinsic apoptotic signaling pathway in response to DNA damage; negative regulation of intrinsic apoptotic signaling pathway. Bases 1283 to 2002 code for a protein of 239 amino acids. Gene Ontology annotation, molecular function: protein heterodimerization activity; protein homodimerization activity. Gene Ontology annotation, cellular component: mitochondrial outer membrane. The record is from RefSeq and is a predicted model, not a curated record.
CUGCGCGGGCGGGCGGGCGGGCGGGCAGCGGCGCCGCGGCCGCGGUCCCCAUCGGCACCAAUCACACCGCACACACGCCCGUCCGCGCCCCUCCUCGGCAGCGCCAGGGGCUCUUCCUCCGCCGAUACAAAGCUGCUCGGGAAAUGGCAGCAGUCAAAAGCAAUUUUCCUUCUUUAUUUUUAUUUUCAUUUUUUAAUUAAUUUUUUUUCGCGCUCUCUUGUGCAAAAGAAUUAAUUUCCUAAAUACAUACAGUAUUUUUUUAAAUUUUUUAAUUUUUUUUUUUUUUGGUGUGUGCGUGCGUGUGUGUGGAAGCACCGGGCUCCUGCGAUCGGUGUCUGAAUGAAACUACGUAAAUGCAUAUGUCUGUACGUUGCACUGGAGGGAAAAACAGAGCACUUCUGCGAGAGCUUGGAUUCAAAUGUGGUUCAUCUGGUCUCCAGGAUUUUCCGUCUCUUUGGGGUUGUUCGCCUUCCCGGGCUGCAAGGCGUUAUUUUCUGAGCUUUGACACAUUUUUGGAGAUGUCUGUUAAACAGAAGUCUGGGAAAAAACAUUUGAAAUAAUAGAAAUAUUUUUUUUUGUCCCUUUCCCAUCCCUUUGGUGACUUGAAGCAUCAAAGCGGCCAGAACUUAACCUUUCUGAAGACUUGUGAUGUUUGGAUUUUAUUGUUGCUAUUUUUCUUUUAGAGGAAACUUGACAGAGGAACAUAUUUAUAGUCCAAGUAAGUACUUUACAGAGGAAAUUUAGUUUGUGUAACUUAACAAAAAAACCCAAAACCUAGUGUUGAGGUUUCUAGCAUAAAGUGUGUUGGAUUAACGUCCAUCCAAGGCUGCUUAACAAAUUGUGUUGAAUUGCAGUUUUUACAGUGUGUGUUCGUCUGCUCCUUCAUGUCCAUGGUAGUCCAGCACCUAGGGGAAAAUGCACCUGAUUUUGAGUCGGUAUAAUAUCUUUUAAGAUGUAUUUCAACACCGAGGAGGAAAUGGUCCUAAAGUAAAUUUAUAAUAAGUAAUAAAUGUGCACCUGGAAGUAAAGUCUUUACAACAUUUAAAUCCUUAUUUAUGACGUGCAUCUCAAACCGAGGAGGAAACUCUGAGAAGACAAAAGUACCUCCGAGACCCUGAGAACUCCCCCACAACAGCGUGAAUGAAACCGUAUCCAAUACAAUAACUGGAUUAUAAUUUUUGGUGUUAUUAAUUUUAUUAUUAUUGGCUGCUUAACUUUUUUGGGUUCAUCCUGCUCCUCUUCUUCCUCUCUCCCUUCCUCUUGCUGCUUCCUCUUGGGAAUUAUGGCUCAUCCGGGGAGAAGAGGCUACGAUAACCGGGAGAUAGUGCUGAAGUACAUCCACUAUAAACUCUCUCAGAGGGGAUACGACUGGGCUGCCGGCGAGGACCCGGCACCCUUGCCUCCAGGUCUCUCUCCUCCUGCUGCUGCUGCGGUUGCUGCUGCUGCUGGGACUUCCUCUGAUCACACUGGGCUGGUGUCUCCGCACCCCGAGCCCCCUGGCUCGGCUGCUGCUAGCCACGCGCCCCCAGCCGAGGGGCAGCGCCCCGCACCCCAGCUCGUCCACCUUGUCCUGCGCCAGGCAGGGGACGAGUUUUCCCGCCGCUACCAGAGGGACUUUGCCCAAAUGUCUGGCCAGCUGCACCUGACGCCCUUCACGGCCAGGAGCCGCUUCGCGGCGGUGGUGGAGGAGCUCUUCCGAGACGGGGUUAACUGGGGCAGAAUUGUGGCCUUCUUCGAGUUUGGCGGUGUGAUGUGUGUGGAGAGCGUCAACCGGGAGAUGUCUCCCCUUGUAGACAGCAUCGCUGCCUGGAUGACUGAGUACCUGAACCGGCACCUGCACAACUGGAUCCAGGACAACGGAGGCUGGGAUGCCUUUGUGGAGUUGUAUGGCAACAGUAUGAGGCCUUUGUUCGAUUUCUCCUGGAUCUCUCUGAAGACUAUCCUGAGUCUGGUUCUGGUGGGAGCUUGCAUCACUCUUGGCGCUUAUCUCGGACAUAAGUAGAGUCACCCAGUUUAUUGUGGAUUACAAAAGUCUUUCAAAACAACAAAAUAAUAUUUUUUUUUCUCUAGCACAAUGAUAUUUUAUGAGCAAAGCAACUUCCCAGCGAAAGAUUAAAUCAGCUAUUACUGCCAAAGGAAAUAUCAUUUAUUUUUACAUUGCCGGAAAAUUAUUUAUUAAAAGAUAUUUACAUUUUUACCUGCUAUUUUCAGAACCUCAGCAAGUUGUAUCUGUCAUCGCAUCGUAUUGUUAUUCUUAAUUUUAAUGAGCCCCAGAGUAUUUUAGGUUUGGUUGGGUUUUUUUUAAUUAAUGUCACUGGCUGGAUUAUUUUAUCUCUGAAGAGCAAAUAUACUGACAAAGACCUACCUGCUUACACUUACGAGGGCAGUUACUUGAGCUGCUAAAGCCUGCAAAAUUGUGUUGAUUCUCCUUGCAUUUUCUGGGAGGGAUCUGAAAGACAAGGUCAGCAUGAACAAAGUUCUCACCCUGUCCUGCUGGCAAGAACUGAUGUAGUAAACAAUUCAACAUGGUACAUAUGUGGAGUCAAGAUGGAGACUUCUUGAAGGACCACUCGGCUAUCCCUACAGGACAACAGUUGGAAAUAUGAUUGUCUAUGCCUUUUAAACAGGUGUUUUCCAGUUAUCAGUUGUGCCAUCCCAUCAUAAUCACAAUACCCACACAAUACAUGUCAACCUUUUUUUUAAUAAGUGUGAAGUUAAAUCUUUGGGGCUUGCAGGAAAUUGCUGUUCCAAUGAUUUUCUCAGCAGUAAAAUGUUUUUUGUGGCUACUGACACAGAAACAUCAGGAGACCUUAAGUGCCUGCUUCAACAGAGCAGAGCUAGAGUCUGAAGACCUGACCUGUGUCCCACUUUAGUGGGCUCAUAUCUGCAACUAAUCCUGCUUACUUACAGAGUUCCUCCAGGGGUUUGAAACCAAUUAGAUAUGGUCUCUAAAUCCCUGAAAGUUGAAAAAGAUCUUAAUUUUAUUUGGCAAGAAGCAGACCUCAGCUAAGUUACAGAUUAGCUCUGACUAUCCUUGUUUAUCAAACUGGACACCAAAAUCAAGUUCGUUUUCAUAACAGGAAAAGAAAGUGAGAUUUAUCAUCCCACCCCUCGCCCUAAAAAAUUAUUUCAUGCCAAUUAUUUCCUAAGACUGUCUGCAGAAGAAAAGAUAAUGAAGAAACUCAAAAUCCUCUUUCUGGACAGAGACUCUCUGACACCUCGAUCAGGCAGGUGCCUACUGUCAUCUCAAGUGAAAAUAGGGUGAAGGAAAAGGGGGAGUGGGAGGUGUGAAGUCAUCUGCUCAUGUUACAAAAUGCAACGCAAGUAAAAUUAAUGCAGAGUACAUAAUACAGUUUUAUAAACAGACCUGUGUUCUGAAACCAGAUGUGUCAAUGCCUUUUAAAGCAGGGCUUUCUGUGAGCUCGAAGGGGGCCGGGAGUCCCCUAGAAACUGAAGACUCUGAAGCGUGUCCCAGGGGCUGUUCUGAAGCAUGGAAAUGUCCAGCUUCAAAUGUUUUAAGUCCUGCGCUUCUAUUUUUUCUAUGAAACUUUUGAAAUCUGGGAUUUUUGGGUAAAUGAACAUCCAGAUAGAAAAGGAAAGAUUGCAAAGCUCUUGAUAAAAUGUACCAUACAGUACAUAAGUGCUCAAAAGGUGAAAAACAUACAGUGAAUAAACUGUAGCUCCAACCUCAAGAUUUCAGUUGAAUAACUUUGUGGCAUUAUAUGCAAAAUAUCUCCUGUAACUCGGGAAUGUAAUAUGUUCAAUGUUAAGGCUGUAGUUGAUGUUGAGUCUUCAAAGCUGCUUUUAUGUUUGGUUGUUUUUUUUAAGAGUUGUACAUCUCAGCAUUUUUACUGCUAUUUAGUCAUGGCACCUACACUUUGUAUGAGCAAAGAUAAGAUGGAGCAAGCUUACAUUUCAAAUUUGAAAUUACUUAAUUUUAUAGAAACUUAGAAAGGAAAUAUUUUUAAGAACGCAAAAAUGUGAACUAUGCUUGAUUAAAGAAAAAGGAAAAAUCCCACCAUCAAACAAAAAGUACCUGCAAUGCUUUCAGAGUGCUUCUGUCAGAAGUGGGGAUGCUCAUAUACGAUUUGUAUGAAAAAUAUUUGAAAUCAGAGGAACUGAAUAUUGUGAAUUGAGUGUGGGCUUUGUUUUUUCUUUCAGCUUCCAAGCUGAAUUUGUCUGCAGCCAAUUGCACAACUGGAAUUGGCUGGUAUCAAGCUAAUGUUUCAUUUCACAAUCUAGUCUUUGUUUCAAUUUGUGCCCAUCUGCCCAUUAAAGUUUAUUAACUAUUAGACCUCAAAUUGUUUCAAUAUUGUUUAUUUUAUUAAAGGUUUACAUUGUCAAAAGUAGUAAAAGUAUCAAUUCCAGUGCUGCUAUACUGCCAGGAUAAUUUGAAUGGGUUUUAGUUUUUAAUACCUUCCAAUGGCUGAAGUUUUUUUAAAGCUGCUUUAGAAAUAAUAUGAAGAUGACACAUGAUACACAUUUAAAUAAGUACUGACGAUUUUGUGUUCUGUUGUGUCUACUCACUGGACUUCCCAGUGUAUCAGUUAAUACCUGGCAAAAAGAAGAGUCAUGAUGACUGUUGAUUUUAUUUUAUUAAAGAGCCAAUGGAGUUUUCCCAUCCUGACUGCAGAAUAGUACAGUAUUGUGGCUGCAUUAGGUAUAAUGAUAGUUGAUAAUACAUUUAUUAAGAAACAUAUUAGAAACAUUGAAUGUAUAUAAAAGCUUGAACUUCUUAAAUAAAAUCCUCUCCUUUCACUCUUGCAUUUCUUUUGCAAUCAUUCUUGUCUUUCCUACUCUUCAUUACACUCUCAUGUAAGAUUUUUUUCCCCACAAAAUGCCUUAUAGACCUCCACACUCAAAGACUACACUUCAGUCCACUCCUGGCAUAUCCAAAUUGUAAAAGCAAAAAAAAAAAAAAGGUCAAGAAGUGGAGGGAAACAGAUCACUGAAAAACCUUCUUGGUUAAACAUGAUUCUACCUGGCAUUUGUUUAUCUCUUAUCCUUUCCAUUGAAAAAGGAUGAUAUAAGGGCAGAGAAAAAGCUUACAGAGACCCCACAGUUCUCUGCAGAACUUUGUUAAUGCUGAAGGCAGUCUUUUGCAAAACAGCAAAUCUCUAGGCAUUGAGGAGAAAUACUUGAUUUUGCUGUAUUCAGCUUAUGUGUCCUUAAUUCUUUUUCACUCCAUUUAUUAAGAAAAUAUUGAAGAAAAAUAUUUUGCUUCUGAAAAGAAUAAUCUAUGAGAUCAUCUAAGAUCUGUUGUAGAUCAGUAACUUAGGAAAAGAUGGAAAAACAAGAAAAAAAAUUCUGGUAGCAAAGCAUUCUUAAACCAGAGCUGACACAGAGUACAUUUCUUAAUGGAACAAGCACUGGAUCCACCAAAGGACUAAUGGGGUUGUCGAGGUAACAGAGAAUAUACAGAUAAGGAAGGGGGCUGGAAGAUAUGGCGAAUGUCAUUAUUAUGUAAGAAAAUCUGUAGUUUCAUGUGUUGCAGGAGUUCACCCAAGACGGUCUGAAAAUUACUUUUGACUAAAAGCAGCUACAAAUGUGUGCACUACGUGGCUACAAUUACUAAAAAUUUUCAGUUACAAAAUUAUUUGUAAAUUAUUAUAAAAUUAUCCAGUCUAUAAAAGUUCAUCAAUCUGCUGUUGUGAUUGGGGAUUAUGUAGCCUUAGUAGGUUUGCACUAAUAAGGAACAAUUAUGAAGAAAUGUCUGAAACCUAAUGUGCAAAGGCAACAUGAAGGUGAUGCAGUUCAAAGAACACAGAUCCAGUACCCCCAGUCCUUGCAUGCACACAGUCUCCCCAGCUGAGGCAGUGAGUCUGGACUGCAUGCUUUGACCCUGAGGCACGACUCUGCUUAGCUGUGCACCUGCACUCCACAAACCUAGAGGUCCUAUUGAUUAAAAGUAUACUAAAGUAGCAUGUUUAAAGCCUUUCUUAUUUUUCCUGUCUCUAUCUCUGAAUAAACUAGGAAAAUGAUUCAUUUGUAUAAUGAGUUUAAGGCUCAGUACUAUAUGAAAAUUUACACAUCUUUUAAUUUAUGAAUAUAAAAAUUAUUUUUCAUUGCAAAAGCCUAGCUUUGUUUUUCAUUCCUAUCUCUCUUUCCAACAAAGCUAAAUACAAGGAAGACAAAAGAGCUAAUUUAAUCUGUAUUUGGUUUAAAUCACACUUCUAUACUAAGUUAAUGCAGCUUCAAGACACAACGAAAUUAUCUUCAAAAAGUAGUACAGCAUUAAGAGUUCCACACAAAACCUGUAUAUUUUUAUAAUUUAAAUAGCGUAUUUUUUCUUUUUUUUUCUGCAUAUUUGAAUUUUAAUUAUCACCAGCAUAAAUGUACAUAAGCAGAUAUUGUUUAUCCAGUAUCUUUGGAGAUGUAUGUAUGGUAAUGUAGUUUGUCAGUUUAUCAUCAUUCAAUAUGAUUAUGUUGUUCUUUGUCUUUCAAAUGUUAUCAGAACAUGCUGCCAUUAAACUUUCUAUGUCUGUCUAGUUUAUAUUGUGAAAUAUAAUAAAAGCACACUGUGAGAUACUUGUUUUGCA